AUGCUGUUUGUUGGCAAUAAAAUAAGAGUGACAUUAAAGCAAACAUACCAAACAGGCAAGCUACUAAUAGCAAUAAUGAGUGAUACUUCUGAAAAUUCGCGGUUUUACGCGUAUUUAUUGUUUGCUGAACACUUUACUUCGAAACUAAUUGGAUUAUCAUCAUGGAAAAUGGACACUGUCAGCAUAUUUCGCAAAAAUCUAUUCUGUACUCAAUUGACUACUUUUUCUUACAAAUUAUCAAUCAUAGGAUCAGGUUAUAACAUUCUGCUGGUUGUAUUUUAUGUUCUGUGUGAUAUUUUUAUUAUUAAGAAGAAUUUAAACGAGACAAAUAAAGCACCAGUAUCAAUAAAGUUUGCCUUUUUUUCGAUACUUUGUAUUAGUGUAAUACCGGUAAUUUACGUCAUUCGACAAAAGAUACUCAUCAGUGUUAAAAAUCAAAUCAAAGAUGUCGAUAACGAACUUAUGAGCUGCUUAGAUUAUAAACUGGUUCAAAAUAAUAUUAAUUAUUGGACAUUCAUUAUAAAUAAUGUGUUAAUAUAUUGUUGGAUUGUAUUUAUGCUAAUAUUUGAAAGCUUAUGGGUGGAAAUAAUUUCUAUGUUGAUACCAAUGAUUUUCGGAAGUAUUCUGAUAGUUCAAUAUGCAAUGAUAAUGAACAUGAUUGAGAAACGGUUCAAAAGUAUUAAUGUGACGCUUCUGAAGUUAAAAAGUUCUAUGCAUAGAACGAUUUUCAACGACAUUAGCAGCAUUAAGUUCGCAUACUUUGAACUGUGUGAUAUGUGCGAUAACACUGCUGACUUUUAUGGAAUUCCUACGUUGAUUGUAAUUAUUUUAUUUUCUAUCAGAAACAUAAGCAACUAUUAUGAGAUAAUUUUGGUAUUUCUUUCUGAAAUUGAGAUGCAAAAUUUAUUUUACUGCUCUGGAAUAUUUGCAGUGCAAACGUUUUUCUUAUUCACAACAUUGACUACUAGUGUGACGAGACUUCUGAAACAGAAUGAAGAAACGUCUAGGAUCAUCAAUCAGCUUUUGGAUCAAUUCACAAUCAAUCAAGCAAUAACAGAGAAAUUGUCCAAGUUUUCAAGUGAUCUCUGGCACAUGAAGGUAGAGUUCACACUUUGCGACAUUGUACCUUUGGAUUGUUCUCUUCUUACAAUCAUUUCUGGUACAACUGUAACGUAUCUGAUUAUUGCAGUUCAAUUUUAUCUCAACAAAACUGACCAAGAGUGA
This is a messenger RNA of Cotesia congregata, 1224 nucleotides long. NCBI's taxonomy places the organism in Eukaryota, Metazoa, Arthropoda, Insecta, Hymenoptera, Braconidae. The record is from the annotation of a GenBank genome assembly.